ACUAUCAACUAUCCAAACAGCUUUUUUGUUUCGAGUUUUUAUUUUCUAUUAUUAAUUGUAUUUAAUUGUGUCUUUUUAUAUUUAAUUAUAGUGUGAACUGUUAAAAUAAGUAUUAGAAUGACUGAAGACGACGAGUUUUUCUUUGAAGAGGAUAAACUGGGAAUGAGAGUAACAUCUGGAGUGGUCAAGAUUGACAAGGAUGAAAACAACCUGAUAGGGAUUUCAAUUGGAGGUGGUGCACCUAAUUGUCCAUGUUUAUAUGUUGUCCAGGUUUUCGAUGAAACUCCAGCAUCAGCAGAAGGAACUCUCGAGUCAGGUGAUGAGAUUGUCUCUGUAAAUGGUGUCUCUAUGAAAGGAAAGACAAAAGUUGAAGUUGCCAAAAUGAUUCAAUCUGUUAAAAGUCAAGUCAUCAUUAACUAUAAUAAAUUGCAUGCUGAUCCAAAGCAAGGUAAAUCGUUGGACAUCAUCUUAAAAAAGGUGAAACAUCGAAUGGUCGAGAAUAUGAGUUCAGCCACUGCAGAUGCUCUUGGGUUGAGUCGAGCUAUCCUUUGUAAUGACAGUUUGUUGAAAAAGCUGGAAGAGUUAGAAAAGAUGGAAGAAAUGUACAGAGGAAUUAUUGAUCACAUUUUAUCCUUAUUGAAAAGUCACAUUGAUAUGUGCCAGGUUUAUAAAGCAUUUGGUGAUGUAUUUGCUGAAAUAGGAGUCCGAGAACCAAAUCCAUCAGCAAGUGAAGGAUUCAGUAAAUUUGGCGAAACCCAUAGAACCAUUGAAAAACAAUCGAUUGAAAUGCUACAAAAUAUUAAACCGGUUCUCAAUGAUCUUCACACCUUUUUAUAUAAAGCAGUUCCGGAUACAAAAUUAACAAUUAAAAAAUAUGCCGACGUCAAAUUUGAAUAUUUGUCUUAUUGUUUAAAAGUAAAAGAAAUGGAUGACGAAGAAUAUCAAUACCAAACAUUACAAGAGCCACUUUAUCGGAUCGAAACUGGCAACUACGAGUAUCGAUUGGUUUUAAGAUGCCGUCAAGAUGCUAGGAAGCGUUUUGGUAAACUCCGUUCUGAUGUUUUGGAAAAAUUGGAGCUUCUUGACCAAAAACACGUCCAAGAUGUCGUUCUUCAACUUCAACGUCUCAUCUCUUCAUUUGGUAAACUUCACAUUGAAUGUCAUUCAUUGAUAAAGGACAAUUUAAUAUCACCGAUUGAGGUUGAUUUAUCAAAUACUUGUACAUUUACAUAUCCUGAACUUGGGGUAAGUCCAUACCAGGAUGAUGUCGAAGAAGAAGAUGAAGGCGAAGAAGCCAUGCCUGAACUACUUGGAGGAUUAACAUUGGAUGAUGAUCCACCGGCCGCAAUGCGAACAAAAUCUUCCAAAAAACUUGAAGAAAUUGAUCUUCUAAGUAUUGAUUGAAAAAAUCCAAAGACCAAUUUAAAUAAAUAAGUCAUCUUUAAUACUAUCAAGUGAUUAAUUUAA
Tetranychus urticae (two-spotted spider mite) is the source of this 1467-nucleotide messenger RNA. RefSeq names its product PRKCA-binding protein-like. NCBI's taxonomy places the organism in Eukaryota, Metazoa, Arthropoda, Arachnida, Trombidiformes, Tetranychidae. Gene Ontology annotation, cellular component: trans-Golgi network membrane; postsynaptic density; postsynaptic early endosome. Gene Ontology annotation, biological process: regulation of Arp2/3 complex-mediated actin nucleation; positive regulation of receptor internalization; intracellular protein transport. The record is from RefSeq and is a predicted model, not a curated record. Gene Ontology annotation, molecular function: protein kinase C binding; protein domain specific binding; phospholipid binding.